Formica exsecta is the source of this 1920-nucleotide messenger RNA. RefSeq names its product eukaryotic translation initiation factor 3 subunit D (gene eIF3d1). Gene Ontology annotation, cellular component: cytoplasm; eukaryotic translation initiation factor 3 complex. The record is from RefSeq and is a predicted model, not a curated record. Gene Ontology annotation, biological process: translational initiation. NCBI's taxonomy places the organism in Eukaryota, Metazoa, Arthropoda, Insecta, Hymenoptera, Formicidae. The transcript is spliced from 3 exons. Bases 104 to 1789 code for a protein of 561 amino acids. Gene Ontology annotation, molecular function: translation initiation factor activity.
AGAUGUCGCGGGCAGGAUUUCCGGUAGCGGAAGAUCUCUGUCGUGUCGUGUCGCGUCGAGUGGCUUGUGUGUAGAUGCACGACAAAUUCGAUCGAAUAACGAUAUGACGGAAGCGGACGUAGUGGUGUUGGACGAUCCCGUCCCGAAGGAGGAGGUGGCGCAUUUCCUCGCGCCGGCGAUCCAGCACAAUCCGGACGGUUGGGGCCCGUGCGAGCUGCCGGAUCAAUUUAAGGACAUUCCUUAUCAGCCAUUUUCGAAGGGCGACAGGUUGGGCAAGAUCUCCGACUGGACGACGCCGGCCUUCCAGGACAAAAAGUUCCCAAAUAAAUAUACAUCGCAAUUUGGUUCUGGCAGUCAAUAUGCUUAUUACCACGAUGAAGACGAGACCACUUUCCACUUGGUGGACACCACACGCGUGCAGAAACCGCCAUACCAACGUGGCCGUUUCCGUCACAAUCAGCGCAACUUACGCGGUCGUGGCGGUCAACGCGGUGGGUUGAGUCAAAUGCAACAGCUAGGAAAACUCAAGUUGCGGGAACGGGAACGUAAGGGACAAACAAAGCGCUGGGGUAGACAGCAAGGUCUGCGUAAUCACAAGAAUCAGCCGCCCAUCAAGAUUCGAGAUGCUUCCGUGACAGUGCGACCUGAUUGGAUUACCAUCGAGGAGAUGGACUUCCCGCGAUUGGCCAAGCUCUCGUUGCCCAAUGUGAAAGAUGGCGAGGAUAUAUCGUGCUGCGGCUCGCUCGAGUAUUACGACAAGACGUAUGACCGCGUGAAUGUCAAGAGUGAAAAGCCGCUUCAGAGAAUCGAUCGUAUCUUCCACACGGUCACGACUACUGACGAUCCUAUCGUCCGUAAGUUAUCGAAAACGGAGGGCAACGUUUAUGCCACCGACGCGAUUCUGGCCACUAUAAUGUGUUGCACGCGCAGCAAUUAUUCGUGGGACAUCGUCAUCGAAAAGAUCGGCGACAAGCUAUUCUUCGAUAAGCGUGACAACACCGAGUUUGAUCUGUUGACUGUAAACGAAACCAGCGUUGAGCCACCGCAAGACGAUGGCAACUCGUUGAAUUCGCCGAGGAAUCUCGCCCUCGAGGCGACUUUCAUUAAUCACAAUUUCUCGCAGCAGGUGCUCAAGUCGAACGAGCCGCGCCACAAGUUCGAGGAAGGCAAUCCGUUCAUUUCGGAGGAGGAAGAGAGCGAUGUGGCAAGCGUAGCUUACCGUUAUCGCAAAUGGGAUCUCAAUAACGGCAUCGUGCUCGUCGCUCGAUGCGAGCAUGACGCCGUGAUGCAAGGCCCCAACAACGAGAAUCAAUUUCUAACGAUCAAGGCAUUGAACGAAUGGGAUUCAAAGCUGGCUAAUGGAGUCGAGUGGCGUCAGAAGUUGGAUACGCAGCGCGGCGCGGUUUUGGCCAAUGAAUUACGCAACAAUGCCUGCAAACUCGCCAAGUGGACGGUUCAGGCGUUACUCGCUGGUUCGGAUCAGCUGAAAUUUGGAUACGUGUCGCGCGCUAUAGUACGGGAUUCUAGCAAGCAUGUGAUUCUUGGUACGCAGCAGUACAAACCGAACGAGUUUGCGACGCAGAUCAAUCUGAACAUGGAUAACGCAUGGGGUAUUUUGAGAUGUAUCAUUGACAUUUGCAUGAAACAGAAGGACGGCAAAUAUUUGAUAAUGAAGGAUCCGAAUAAGCCUAUGAUUCGGUUAUAUGAUAUUCCUGAUAAUACCUUCGAGAGCGAGGGUGAAGAGGAUGAGGACGACGAUGAGCCUGUUAAUGACGCAUUUCAAAGUUAACAGCAACAACGCUAAUUAUACGCUUGUCAUUAAUUAAUAAUUGUGCGAUUGAUCGGCGCUUUUACCCGAAUCUUUGUAGAAGUACAGGAGAGUAUUCUUACAAAGAAAAUAAAUGAGGAGAUUUAAGCACA